AUGAGCCUCUUUUCCCUGAAGGAAAGCGCCUCUAAGGAGGGUGGUACCGGGACCUACUACCUCCCUAGUCGUCCCAAUCAUGUUAUCUUCAGAUUCUCUAGUAGUGAUGAUGACUGGAGGAAGAAGUAUUUUUACGUUAAAGUUGAUCCUUCGACGGUUCCUGUGGGUCGGAACCUUAGGGUCACUUGGACUAAUCCAUCUGAAAUCGAAGAUCCUCCGAAGCUCUCUACCAAGCUCACCAGGGCUCUAUACCGCAAGUUGCAGCAGAGUCCCUGUACCUGGGUAACCUACACCACUUCUCGAAUAAGUGCAGCCAGAUUCCCAGAUACCUACAACGCCUCUUUCCAAGAUCCCAUUCCUGCUGAGAACCUUGAGAUUUUGGCAGGCGAUUCAGUUGUAUCGAUCUCAACUGGUGCUAGUGCUUCGGGAACUGAAAAGUCUCAGCCAGGUGACAUGACUCUGCGACCAUCAUUCCGUUCUAGGGGUAACCCCUCUAAAGCUGCCAGUGCUUCUCGUGGAAGCGACAGGAACCAAGGAGGAUCGUUCCUUAUCUCAAUGAAGGAAGUUUUGGACGACGGAGGAUCCAAACCUGUUGUCGAGACUACUCCAACUGAGGUUGUAGCUCAGGAUGCUGCUCCUCUCCCUGAGGUCCAGGUGCCGGAGGCUGACUACCAGGCUCCGAAGGGUACCUCUGAGGUCGAGCCGUCGAGACACAAGAGGCCCAGGACCGAUCAGGGCGGAGCUCCCACCCGUUCUUCUUCCUCGUCCUCUAGAGGAGGGACUGUUGGGUGGAGCUUUACCCAUUCGAAGCCUGGGUCGAUCCUGGACGACUCUUGGGGCCUAGCUGCGAUAAUGAGGCACCUGAAGAGCGUGGGAUGUCCCCUUCCAGCGCUCAAGGACCUGACUAACCGAGAUGAGUAUCUCGAUAUUGCCCACUGUAUGGGUCAGUUGGCUGGGGCUGUUAGCAGGGCCCAGCUCAGGUUUGAGAAUGCUCUGUGUGCUGCCCCCAAUGCUGGUGAACUUGCUGAGGUUACCGAGAUGGUUAAGGCAGCCAAAGCCGAUCUUGACCAAGCCCGGGUUCGAAUUUCUGAACUCGAAGCCGAAGUGACGAGGCUAGGCUCGAAGGCCGAUGCUCAGCAAGGAGAGAUCGAGAGUCAAAAGCUCGAUAUCCAGGUGAAGAGCAGGAGGAUCAAUGAUUUGGAGGCUGCUCGAAAGAUAGUUGAGCAUCAAGUACGUGAGCUCAUUUCCUCAUCCCAGGAUAGCCAGAAGGACAAGGAAGCUGAAGUCAAGCUGGCUGUCAGGGAAGGGAAGAAAGAAGUCGCCGAAGCUUACGGCAAGAUCCUGGUCUGUGUUAAGGAGAAGUUUGCUAGGAAGAAAGAUGAGGUCAACGCCUUGGUGUACGCUCAGGAGCUCCAAGCUAAUGCCGACCUCUUGAAGGAUAUGCUGAACAACAAGAUCCAAAACGUUGAAGAGGAGUACAACCAAUUGGUGGCCUUAUUACCAGAAGCGACAACUGCGUAUGAGAAGGCUCAAGUCUCUGACUUCUCGGUCAGCAAGCUUCCUCUUCCCAGAUCUCGGAGAGUUCAGUAUGGCUCUAAUUUGGGUUUGAUGGCUCCUGACUUAGCUCCAGUCGAGGCAGCAAUAGGAGGUGAUGGCAAUGUGGUCGAUGAGGGAGUUCCUGCCGGUGCUGGUGAUCCGAUUCAGGAAGAGAAGGAAGAUUGA
Brassica napus (rape) is the source of this 1722-nucleotide messenger RNA. RefSeq lists its product as uncharacterized. The transcript is spliced from 5 exons. Bases 1 to 1722 code for a protein of 573 amino acids. Lineage: Eukaryota; Viridiplantae; Streptophyta; Magnoliopsida; Brassicales; Brassicaceae. The record is from RefSeq and is a predicted model, not a curated record.